Molecule: messenger RNA, 910 nt
Organism: Baudoinia panamericana UAMH 10762
Lineage: Eukaryota; Fungi; Ascomycota; Dothideomycetes; Mycosphaerellales; Teratosphaeriaceae
Exons: 3
Coding region: 152-736 (194 amino acids)
Biological process (GO): purine nucleotide metabolic process
Cellular component (GO): cytosol
Molecular function (GO): GMP kinase activity
Source: RefSeq, a predicted model, not a curated record
ACCGCCAUACCCUCACCAUUCAUGUUGGCGACUUGGCGCAAUGGCUUAAGCGCACAUGCUGUGUCGUCGACUUGACUGUUUGACGACCCUCACUUCUGUAAUACAAAUCCUACCCCAGUCAAUCAAGCUCCGUUACCGUUGCGUCUCCACUAUGGCUCCAGCUUCAAACCUGAAACCGCGACCGAUCGUUGUCUCCGGGCCUUCUGGGUCUGGCAAGUCGACGCUGCUCAAACGGUUAUUCGAACAGUAUCCAGGCCGCUUCGGGUUUUCAGUCUCCCACACAACCCGACAGCCCCGACCUGGCGAGGAGGACGGUGUGGCAUACAACUUCGUCACGAGGGAUGCAUUCUUGAAGCUGAUCGAUGAGAAUGGCUUCAUCGAGCAUGCUGAAUUCAGCGGUAAUCUUUAUGGCACAAGCGUGCAGGCUGUCAAGAGUGUUGCGGAGAAGGGUCAGACUUGCAUCCUGGAUAUUGAAAUGGAGGGUGUCAAGCAGGUGAAGAAGACAGAUCUCAAUGCCCGCUAUCUGUUCCUACAGCCGCCGUCGGUCGAGAUUCUUGAGAAGCGAUUGCGCGGACGCGGUACAGAUAAGGAGGAAGCAAUCCAGAAGCGAUUGAAGCAGGCAGCAAAGGAAAUCGAGUACUCGAAGACGACAGGCGUGCACGACCAGAUUAUUGUCAACGAUGACCUAGAGAAGGCAUGGGAGGAGUUUCGUACGUUCUGCGUCGAUGAAUCAUAAGACGGAGCCUUGCGGCAAGUUCUGAGGUCCUGCGCAACACUCUCAGACGGUUUGAUCUACGAUAGACGCUAAACAAUGCAAUAGAAAGAGAGAGACGCGCGCGAAAGAAUGCAAAAUAACAAGCAAUUGCAACUGCACUGAGUGAAUCAAAAACACCAUCCGCUGUUCCCGCCA